AUGUCUUCCAGAGCGUUCAUGGAAGAGCUUUGCAACAAUGCGGGCGGGUACAGCAGGUUUCUUCAAAGCUUGGCUCUCCACCACCUUUGCUGGUGGGUCGCCAUCACAGUCGUCCCUGCAGUUUUCCUUGAUCAUCACAGGUGCGAGGCGAAUAUGCCUUACUGGGCCUGGGCUCUGUAUGGUGCAACGGUUCUGGCAAUGCUGACGAUGGCCAUCCUGAUGGAGCUGGCCAUGCUCCAGCGGCUCGGACUCCUGCAGGCCAGCGAGUUGUGGUCAUUCUGGCAGGCACGGCGGUGGUGGCUGCCAUUGGCUUCUACAGUGCUGUGGAAGUUGGACAGCUACACCGAUGUGGCUUUCGUCAUCAUUGCGCGUGACUGUGGUUCGUCGCUCUGGUGGGCAUCUCUGGCUACCAUCAUCUUUGGCGUGGUGUUUUGCCAGAUGAUCUUCAAUACGUGCUUCGCAUGCUCGGACUGCGAUGGGGAGCUGCCAGCUUCCUUUGGGUUCGUGCUGCUCGAUUUCAAGCUAAUCAACACCGCCAUUCGCGCGGUGGUGCCCUUUGACCCGGAUGCUUCUGAUCUUCCAGUGGCAAAGCCAGUGACGCUCAGAUCAUCUGGGAACCUGGUCAGUCUGGAGAAAGCCAUCGGGGACAUCGCCCAGGUUUGCAUACAAUCGCUGUUCCUGAUGAGUGCCUCGGCCCCGCACGGCUUCGUGAUGUUCAGUGUGGCAGUCGGAGCAGCAAACUGCUGCUUGCUCAUUGUGGCGGUCGUUCAGAAUGCCGUCUCGGAGGAGUGGGCAGUGCAGGCCCAAGACCUUCAGCAGGGGACCGUGUUGGCGAAAGGUGCAGAGGAACCGUCAGACUUGGAGGAGGGGUCUCCUGGCCAGAUGCCGCCCAUGGAAGAGAUGCCGUCAG
Messenger RNA from Symbiodinium necroappetens, 910 nucleotides. The record is from the annotation of a GenBank genome assembly. Lineage: Eukaryota; Dinophyceae; Suessiales; Symbiodiniaceae.